This is a messenger RNA of Haliotis rufescens (red abalone), 745 nucleotides long. RefSeq lists its product as uncharacterized. NCBI's taxonomy places the organism in Eukaryota, Metazoa, Mollusca, Gastropoda, Lepetellida, Haliotidae. Bases 55 to 696 code for a protein of 213 amino acids. The record is from RefSeq and is a predicted model, not a curated record. The transcript has 2 exons.
GUGUCGUCUGCUUCAUUUGAGAAGAAGACGCGGAGGGUAGCGGAUGAUGCGAUCAUGUCUCAGACUGUAAAAGCUACAAUUUUACUAUUAACCUGUUUGGGCUUUGUCUUGCAAGCACUGGCAGUGGACAGUGACAAAUGUGUGCAAAGCUUUCUCAACGACGCCGGCGACCUUAACCCUGAGCGUUUCCAAGGUUACUGGUACGCCAGGUACUCUUACCUCCCGUACCGUCCAGGGUUCCGCGCCAUGGAUGCUCAGUCCAUCUAUGUGUACAUGCCAGGAUCCAGGCGGUGGAACAUAGCAGCGGGUUUGAGUAUCAUUGAUGGACUGUGUUACCGACGCGUUGUCAACGUCACUGUCGACAGCCCGGGUACCCGGCUGUUCAAGGAGUUUACCUAUUUCCACCACGUCGUUGCCACAGACUACGACAAUUACGCUGUGGUCCUCUUCUGCUGGGGGGUCAACCUCGCCGGCAAAUGUGAAUACGGAGACAUUCAAACCAUCGUCCUCACCCGUUCCCCUCAAGACCUUAGGAAGACUAACGUCUGGGGGAAGGUCACCGCCGACGUCGAAGACUGCGCAGACCCAUCACAGUUAACAGAUGUUCUCCAAGAAAACAUCUGCGCAUGUCGGGAUCCCGAUGAUUUCACCCUGGGGGUGGGAAGCACGUGCCCUGACAGAGUGCCAACUGUUUAAAACAUAUCCCUGUCUUUGCAUGAAUUUGUAUUAUCAUAAAUAAAGUUUU